This is a messenger RNA of Hemicordylus capensis (graceful crag lizard), 3528 nucleotides long. It is a transcript of the gene ENPEP, whose product is annotated as glutamyl aminopeptidase. Gene Ontology annotation, molecular function: metalloaminopeptidase activity; peptide binding; zinc ion binding. Lineage: Eukaryota; Metazoa; Chordata; Lepidosauria; Squamata; Cordylidae. The transcript is spliced from 20 exons. Gene Ontology annotation, cellular component: cytoplasm. The coding region runs from base 251 to 3094 and encodes 947 amino acids. Gene Ontology annotation, biological process: proteolysis; peptide catabolic process. The record is from RefSeq and is a predicted model, not a curated record.
CUUCCUCCCUCCCUAGCUGCAUUCUUCUCUACCGGUCACUUUUCUUGGGUGAAACUGAAUGUUAUUUUUUAAUUAACGGAGUGUCUAAUAGGAAAGGAGCUGGGGGAAGAGAGAGAGAGAGAGAGCUAUUAAACAUAAACUGAGCCGGCUGAACCAAUACUAAAACAACGAUUACUACAGCACUCCUGUUUAAUAAGCUUCUUUUUUCUUUUUAAUGUUUAAUGAUUAGCUGUGGCACAGGGGAGCUGAGAUGCAGGGAAUGGAUUUUGAAGACAAGUCAUCCAAAAAGUACUGCAUGAAGAAGAAGCAUGUGGCUAUCAUCUCUGGUGUGGUAGUUGCUGUAGGUUUAAUUCUGGGACUGGGACUGGGGCUGGGAUUAAGAUCACAGCCCUGUGGAGGUCCCGAGCUGGUGACCACAGAACCACCCCAACCCUCUGGCCCCACUCCAGGGGUCGAGGACCCUUGCCCAGCCAAAAGUGGUGAACAUGGAGGUUGGGAAGAUUUCCGACUGCCCCUCUAUGUUAAUCCGGUUCAUUAUGAUUUGGAACUGAAGCCCGAGAUGGAAGCGGAUCGUUACACUGGAACAGUCACUAUCUCCAUCAAUCUGACCAAGCCAACUAGGCACUUGUGGCUUCACCUCCGAGAGACAAAGAUCACAGAAAUGCCCUCGCUCAAGAUAUCCCCAGACAAGCCUGUUGCGUUACACCAAUGCUUUGAAUACAAACUGCGGGAAUAUGUGGUGAUAGAGGCAGAAGGAGAGCUUGCUCCUACCAGUGAAAGUAACCUUUAUUACCUGACUAUGAAGUUCCAAGGCCAUUUAAAUGGUUCCCUUGUUGGAUUUUACAGAACAACCUAUGUGGAGAAUGGAGAGACCAAGAGCAUAGCAGCUACAGAUCAUGAACCGACAGAUGCCCGGAAGUCAUUUCCUUGCUUUGAUGAACCUAACAAAAAGGCAACUUACACUAUAUCUAUUAUCCAUGAAAACUCAUAUCAAGCUUUAUCAAAUAUGCCUGUGGAGGAAACAGUUUCAUUGGAUAGUGUUUGGAAUCAGACAACAUUCAAAAAAUCUGUCCCAAUGAGCACUUACUUGGUGUGUUGGGCUGUGCACCAGUUUGAAUAUAUAGAAAAAAAAUCAUCUCGAGGAAUUCCUCUCCGUGUUUACGCACAGCCACAGCAGAUAAAGACAGCAGAGUAUGCAGCAAAUGUAACAAAGCUUGUUUUUGACUUCUUUGAAGGAUACUUCAAUAUGAAUUACUCUCUUCCAAAACUGGACAAAAUAGCCAUUCCAGAUUUUGGUACUGGGGCCAUGGAAAACUGGGGGCUGAUCACUUACAGAGAAACAAAUCUCCUUUAUGACCCCAAUGAAUCUGCCGCAUCUAACAAGCAAAGAGUAGCAGCCGUGAUUGCCCAUGAACUUGUUCACCAGUGGUUUGGAAAUAUUGUGACGAUGGACUGGUGGGAUGACUUGUGGCUAAAUGAAGGAUUCGCCAGUUUCUUUGAGUUUAUGGGUGUAAAUGCUGCAGAAGAAAAUUGGCAAAUGCUGGACCAAAUUUUAAUUGAAGAUUUGUUCCCUGUGCUGAAGGAGGACUCCUUGCUGUCUUCCCAUCCUAUUGUAGUGACUGUGUCUUCUCCUGCUGAAAUAACUUCUGUGUUUGAUGGCAUAUCUUACAGCAAAGGUGCAUCAAUUCUCAGAAUGCUAGAAGACUGGAUCUCACCAGAAAACUUCCAGACUGGAUGUCAGAACUACUUAAGAGACUACCAUUUCAAAAAUGCAAAGACAGAUGAUUUCUGGGCAUCACUGGCAAAUGCCAGUGGCAAACCAGUCAAAGAUGUGAUGGACACCUGGACUAGGCAGAUGGGCUAUCCUGUGCUGGAUGUACAUUCAGACUUGACAAUUACACAGAAACGUUUCCUUCUGGAUCCCAAAGCAGAUCCUACCCAGCCAUCUUCUAAUUUCAGUUACACAUGGAAUAUUCCAGUGAAAUGGUAUAAGGGAAAUGUGUCCGAUGUGACAUUCUACAAUAAAUCAGAGUUGUCAGGAAUUACUCUUGCACAGGCUGACACUCUUGAUCCUAAUUCUACUCUGAAAGUUAAUCAGAAUCAUGUUGGCUUUUAUCGUGUCAACUAUGGAGCACAGUACUGGGAAGACUUAGCCAAUACAAUGAUGAGCAGCUAUCAGAAUUUUGGUUUGGCUGAUCGUGCUGGCUUUCUAGAUGAUGCUUUUUCAUUGGCCAGGGCUGGACUUCUGAAUUAUACUUAUGUCAUGAACCUAACAAGAUAUCUGAAAAUCGAGAGAGAAUACAUACCUUGGCAGAGAGCUGUAUCAGCUGUAUCCUAUAUUAGAGACAUGCUUGAAGAUGAUAAUACACUCUAUCCCAAAUUUCAGGAAUAUUUCCGUAGCCUUGUGAAACCUAUUGCAGAUGAGUUGGGAUGGAAGAGUGAUGGAGGCCAUCUCAACAGUCUCCUUCGUGUGACAGUUCUAGAAUUUGCAUGCAGCAUGGGUGACCCAGAGGCUUUGAGUAACGCAUCCAGUUUGUUCAACGACUGGCUAAACGAAACAAGUCCAGAUGUAAAUCUUCGUCUCUUGGUGUACCGCUAUGGGAUGCAAAACUCUGGCAAUGAGGAAGCCUGGGAAUACAUGUUUAAGAAGUACCAAAAUACAACAUUAGCCCAAGAAAAGGAGAAGCUGCUGUAUGGCUUGGCAUCAGUGAAGAAUAUCACCCUGUUGGACAGAUUUUUAAAGGAUAUCAAGAAUACAAGUCUCAUUAAAAGUCAAGAUGUGUUCACUGUCUUGAGGUACAUCUCCUACAACAGCUAUGGCAAAACCAUGGCUUGGGACUGGGUACGGCUCAACUGGGAAUACUUAGUCAGCAGAUACACGCUCAAUGACAGAAACCUUGGCCGUCUAGUAGCAAGAAUAACAGAUACAUUCAAUACAGAUCUCCAGCUUUGGCAGAUGGAAAAUUUCUUUGAGAAAUAUCCUAAUGCUGGAGCUGGAGAAGCAUCCAGACAACAGGCUAUUGAAACUACAAAGAGCAAUAUUGAAUGGAUAAAGCAACACAGAGAUGAGAUAGCAGCAUGGUUUGAAAGUUAAAAUGUAUCAUGCCUUCCCUAAAGUAAUGCACUUCCUGUUCCUUACAGAAAUUCUUAGGACUUUAUUAUCAAAAUACUACAAGUGGGCUUUUGUAUAAAUCUCAAUUCCUGGUAUGGUUGCCACCUCUCAGAGAAAACACAUGCUCAUAUGCAUAUGUUAAUUUAUUUAAAUGUAUGUUCAAACCAGCUAGUGCUUUAAAAAAAAUUGUCAUUAAGAAGUUUGCUCUUGUUUAUCUUGGCAGAACUACUUAUGUGUGUAAAAUUAUCAUACAACAGGGAUAAUGUUGUUAGAAUUCAGGUCAUACUUGUGUGUGAUGACGAUCAUUUAGAUGUAUAUUUACCAGAUACACAACUUUGAAAAUAAGUUCUUUGUUUAUACAAAACCCUACAUAUUAUUUCAUGUACUCAGGAUGUCCUUCCAAAUGUACCUCAAUA